GUCAAAUUGACAGUCUAUAUGACACAACAAAUAACAAAUGAUUUUAUAACCUAAAAAUAGGUAUUUGAUUUAUAAUUUGAAAGCGGUAUUUUUCGAGAUAACAAAUCAAAAUAAUAUAACUUUAUAGGAAAGUCGUUAAACUAUUUAAUACAGUUUACGCUUAACUUAUUAUAUUAAGACCCUUGUAGAGAAUUAAUUGCGUACGUAGUUUAGAAAAUAAAUCGCAGCGAAAAUGUUGAGUAAUAGCGUAAAGAGGCUUUUCGUGGGACACAUUAAAUGCAGCAUCAGAACUACAAGUGUUCGUUUACUAAGUGCUGCGAAAGACGUGUCCAGUCUGACAAAACAGACAGAGAACAUUAAGGGAGACUAUGAUGUUAUCAUUGCCGGCGGCGGAAUGGUUGGGUGCACCCUCGCCUGCGCCAUGGCCAAAGAUUCUAUUUUAUCCAACUUAAAAGUAUUGCUUCUGGAGGGCAGUCCAAAUAAAGAGUUUGUAUGGAAGCCAGAGUACAGCAACAGAGUGGUGGCCCUCAACCAGAACACCAAGUCCCUGAUGACAUCACUAGAUGUUUGGCAACAUAUUGAAAAGAUGAGGUUGCAGCCUGUCCGAUACAUGCAAGUGUGGGAUGCCUCAUCAGAUGCCAUGAUAUCAUUCAGCAGCUCGGAGCUGCUCGAUGAUGAUGUUGCGUACAUAGUAGAAAAUGAUGUCUUGCUGCAUGCUGUCAACAAAGAGUUGUUGUCAUCUAAAAACAAUGUCAACAUAGUCUAUGAUGCCAAGAUUGCCGGCUAUCAACUACCCAAUGAAGAUGAUGCUAUCAAAAGUUAUGUUCAAAUGGCUAAUGGAGACACAUACACUUGUCAGCUCUUGAUCGGUGCAGAUGGCGCGAAUUCAGCUGUGCGUAAAGCUAUGGGAGUGCAAUAUCUAUCGUGGAACUAUGACCAGAUGGGCGUUGUGGCGACGCUGAAUUUAGCUGAGGAAUGUACAAAUAAUACAGCUUGGCAGCGCUGGAUUCCAUCAGGCCCCAUCGCGAUCCUCCCAUUAGACUCGAAGCGAAGCUCCCUCGUUUGGAGCACUUGGCAGGACCACGCUAAACAACUGUUGAAACUACCAGAAGAUCAGUUCGUUGAUGCGCUCAAUGAUGCACUGUGGAAACAAUACCCACGCAGUAGUAGCGUGGAGACAGUGACUUCAUGGACGAGCUCCUGGCUCCGUCGAGUGGGUCUACCGGACGGGACAUCGCGACAGCUUCCUCCCUCCAUUUGCAGCAUAGCUGCUAACUCCCGCGCCGCCUUCCCCCUGGCUUUUGGACAUAGCACCAGAUAUAUUGCACCGGGCGUCGCACUUGUUGGAGACGCAGCUCAUCGAGUACAUCCACUGGCUGGUCAGGGAGUCAAUCUAGGCUUCGGCGACGUCUCAGAUCUCACUAAGUUAUUGUCAGAUGCCAUGUACAGCGGUUUAGACAUAACUCACUCCGACUGGAUGUCGAAAUACGAGAGCACCCGACAGCGACACAAUGUACCAACACAGGUUAUGAUCGAGAUGUUACAUCGACUGUACACCGUCGACCUCAUGCCCGUUGUAUUGGCUCGAAGUGUCGGCUUACAGCUCACCAAUGCCCUCCAACCUCUAAAGAAAAUGAUUCUGUCUCAUGCAGCAACAUAAAGCUAUUUGAGUUUGAGUCACAUGGCGGAAUGGAGAUUGCUUCAUGGUUCAAUGUUUUAUAGGGAAAGGUCACAAGCAAAGGCGAAGGCAUUGGAACUAUUUGUUGUAUUAUGUAGUUUAAUAUAUUUAUGUUGAUUUUUAUACA
Molecule: messenger RNA, 1805 nt
Organism: Spodoptera exigua (beet armyworm)
Lineage: Eukaryota; Metazoa; Arthropoda; Insecta; Lepidoptera; Noctuidae
Source: the annotation of a GenBank genome assembly